AUGAUGUCUACACCUUUUCCGUCAACAGCAGCCUAUGAUGUAUGGCCUCGAGCUACCGAUGCACCGUCAGGAUCAGUGCCUUUUGGUGGUGGUUCAACAGGUUUACCAUACAAUACAACAGCGGCAUUUGGUAAUCGAGCUCCACCUAUUCCACAAUCACCUUCUACACCUUUUCCUUCAACCCAACCAUUGGGUCGAGGUACUGGUGUUCCAACGAAUAUGUAUGCUGGAACUACUACUUCACCGAUCAAUCCAACGGCAGCCAAUGUAGCACAAAAUCAAGCACAAAAUGCUCAAUUUGAAGCUUAUCGACGACGAUUAGCGCAACUUGAAAAUGAAAACGAAGAACGAAGAAAUGCUACAAUAAAUCUUACACAAAUGGGUACACAUUUACUGCAAGGUCAAAUGGGUGUACAAGAGCAAAUUUUACAAUAUCAAUUUAUGUUAGAACAAUGUAUGGAAACUCUUGAUCAUCAAAAUUAUGUUUUAAAUGAACAAAGUGAAGAAUUAUUAUUACUUCGAGCUAAAAUGAAACAUUUUGAAUAUCUUGUGGAUGCAUUUAAACUUAGUAAAGAAGGUAAUAAUCUUCUACGAAGUGGAGCUGGAGAUAUGUGUUGCUUCGAUACGAAUCUAUUGUGUUGUCGAGAUCCCUGUUCAUUACCACCUCCAUCAACUUCUCCAUUUUUUGCUGGUGGUGCAACUCGUGUAACAGCAUCAACAUUUCAACCUUUUAAUCCUCGAUAUCGAUCACCAAAUACUCGUGCAGCAGUAGCUUCAAAUUUAAGUGGUCGUCGAAGUGCAACACCAUCAGCUAUUAAUCGUAAUUUUCCUAGUUCAGAUCAACGACCUUCACGUCGUCUCGGUAAUUUCAAUUAA
Messenger RNA from Rotaria sordida, 876 nucleotides. Lineage: Eukaryota; Metazoa; Rotifera; Eurotatoria; Philodinida; Philodinidae. The record is from the annotation of a GenBank genome assembly.